UACACAACAGAAACAACAAGAACAGCUAAAGAGACGAGAGGCGAGAGGAGAGAGAGAGAAGAGAGAGAAUCAAACUUAGGACAAGAAAUAAAGAUGGAGACUCCUCCGAGUGAAGAAGAGUCGCGGAAGAUGAAGCUGAGUCCAGCCGCACGGUUGUUUCAGUCACCAAGAUUCAAUUGCUACAUAGUCUCAAUCAUCGGCUGCAACUCAACCAUCGAUCCUGAAGUCAUCAAAGAUGGUUUAACUCGCACUUUGUUCAAACAUCCUCGAUUCUCCAGCAAAUUGGUUGUUGACGACGGCAAGUUCUGUAGAAGAAGGAGAUGGGUACGAACUCCCGUGAACCUAGACGACCACGUUUUCAUUCGAAUCCUGGGCUCGAAGAUCGAAAAUCCAGACCAGUUCGUCGAAGACUACAUCUCCCAUCUCACGACGACGCCUCUCGACCUCUCCAAGCCGCUAUGGGAGCUCCAUCUCCUCAACCUCAAGACCUCCGACUCCGAAUCCCUAGGAAUCUUCCGCAUCCACCACUCAGUCGGCGACGGCGCGUCUCUCAUGUCCCUCCUCCUCGCCUGCACGCGCCGCACCUCCGAUCCCGACGCGCUCCCGACCCUCCCGGCGCCGUCCAAACGGCCGCCGCCGCCGGAUUCCGGAGAUUUCUCCGUCCGGUUCUUGAGGUUCUUGAUGGCUAUCUGGUCGGUGAUCACUUUGAUCUGGAACACGUUUGUGGAUGUGACAGUGUUUGCGGCGACGAUUCUGUUUCUGAGUGAUUCGAAGACUCCGAUCAAAGGUCCGCCGGGGGUUGAGCUCUCCACCAAGCGAUUCGUUCACCGGAGUAUUAGUCUCGGCGAUAUCAAGUUCGUCAAGAACGCCAUGAAUACGACGAUUAAUGAUGUUUUACUGGGAGUGACGCAAGCUGGUCUUUCGCGGUAUCUGAAUCGCAGAUAUGCUCAAAUUGAGAAAGAUGAGGGAACAAACAAGAAGACAAAUUUUCUUCCUAAAAAGAUUCGUUUGAGUUCAACUGUUCUUGUUAAUCUAAGACCAACAGUGGGGAUUCAGGCUCUGACAGAUAUGAUGGCUAAGAAUUCGAAGGCUAAAUGGGGCAAUUUGUUGGGUUACCUCCUGCUCCCCUUCAACAUUGCUUUACAAGAUGACCCGUUGGAUUAUGUUCGUCAAGCCAAAGCCACUAUUGAUCGAAAAAAGCACUCCCUUGAAGCUAUUUGCACAUACUUAUGUGCCCGAUUUCUACAAAAAAUAUUCGGAGUUGAGAUAACUGCAGCUACAGCACGAAGAGCCAUUUCUAACACUACAGUGGCCUUCUCAAAUAUGAUGGGUCCAUUAGAAGAAGUUAGCUUUUAUGGCCAUCAAAUUUCUUACCUUGCUCCGAGCGUUUACGGCCAUCCACAUGCAUUAACAAUCCAUUUCCAGAGCUAUGUUGACAAGAUGACUAUUAUUUUGGCAGUGGACCCGAAUGUGAUUCCUGAUCCUCAGCAAUUGUUUGACGAUUUUGAGGAUUCUCUUAAACUCAUUUGCGAAGCUGUUAUAAAACAGGGCCUCAACAAGGAAACUGUCUAAUUGAAAAGGAGGGGAAAAAAAAUCUUUUUUCCCCUACUGAGUACUGAGAGUGCUGUAUAUUACGCCAUUAUGUUUAAAAGAAUUGUCAGUUUAUAUAUAUAUAUAUUUCAUUUUAGUCCAAAAGAUAUGUUGUUCCUACUUCCUAGAGGACAAAAGUAUCUGUCGUUAUGUGGCUAAAGGACAACAAUGAACAAACUUAACGACAGAAAUGUUUAGACCAUGAACAAAAUAUCAUUUUGACUUGACGACAGUUAAAAGGUAAAGAAGAAACAAACAUGUUUGGUGUAAGGAAACCGAGCUCUAAAGCAAUUUGAAAUGUCCUCAUUGUAUUGUAACGACAGGGAAUUUGCAAACGAUUUGACGCGUGCUGUUUUUAUACAUAUACAGCAAGCACUAUGUGUUGCUUUUCCAACCAAACG
This is a messenger RNA of Morus notabilis, 1991 nucleotides long. Its product is annotated as O-acyltransferase WSD1. The coding region runs from base 94 to 1572 and encodes 492 amino acids. The transcript has 7 exons. The record is from RefSeq and is a predicted model, not a curated record. Lineage: Eukaryota; Viridiplantae; Streptophyta; Magnoliopsida; Rosales; Moraceae. Gene Ontology annotation, cellular component: plasma membrane. Gene Ontology annotation, biological process: triglyceride biosynthetic process. Gene Ontology annotation, molecular function: diacylglycerol O-acyltransferase activity; long-chain-alcohol O-fatty-acyltransferase activity.